AUGUCUCGAGUAUCUACACCUACCAAAGUGUCGACGCCGCCAAAAUGGAAGCUCAGGCUUCGCUCUCUAUAUAAACUGAGGUCUUCUCUGCUGCUGCUGAUGCUGCUGCUGGCGCUGCCGCUGCCUGAGAAAACCGCACCGUCUACUCCAGAAUGUGACUUUUUGACGCCGCUCGAUGUGUAUCAAGAUGAGUACUUUACGCCGCUUACUGACCAGAAAGAUAUCACUUUGGGUGAACUCACGUUGCCGCCUCCACCGCCUCCUCAGAGACACAAAUGGGGAGUGUUGGAGCCUGAGUCGCCGUUGUUUGAGCACUCGAGGAAACCUAGCUCGCCUGGGCCUCGCGUGAAACCGUAUUUUGCAACCACUACUAAAAGACCAAAUAUUGCUGGGAACGUUGAUAUUUGUUUUAUAUGCGAUGAACUGCUUGAAACGACUCUAUACCUUGAAAAGCUAGUGCCUCUACUGUGUGGAGAUAGGGUUCACGAGGAGUGUUUGAGAACAGUGGUGAACCAUGAACUUGAGAAGAAGCUUCACCAUAGACGUAUUUCUAGGGCAAGUUCAACGGCUGAAUUAAUGCACGCUGUGUUUCCAAAUUGUCAUGGAACAAUUUGCAGAACCAAGGAUGAACGGCCUUUGGCGGUUCCACUGAAUACGGCCUUCUUGGACGAUUUGAAUAACGACCUUAGGCUUUCGUUGAAACUUACACGUUUUGAAGCUUCAAGAACCCUUGAUCCCGCUCAGGAAGAAUAUGGAACCGCCGUUCUGUCUCCUAUCUUCUCUGAUAACUAUACCAUGGACUUCUUCCCUGAGAAGAAUAAACAGGUGCCUAGGGUACCUUUAAGAAUCGAUACUGGCGCCAGCAACGCUUACAACAGAGAAAGCAGCGCUUACAACAGGGAAAGCGGCACAUACAACACCAACAGAGCGUCGCUUGCGUCCAAUAUCAGUAUUGGCACCACCGCUACUGCUUCUGUCAGAGUAUCCAUUCACAACCUGAUACCCCCAGAGGAACUCAAGCUGGCCUUCAUCCAACACAUGAUCAACCAUGCUCCUGGGUUUGAUCUUUCGAUGCUUGUGUCUUUGGGUAAAUUGCGUCUUGUGGAUCUGCUUUUUGUCAGUACAGAUAGAGCUUCAGCUUUUGAACUGGCAAACGUCUACCUCUUCACGAACUACUUGGUUAUAUGGUCUGCCAACCACCCACCCCAGUUCUUGAUGGUUCCUUUGAACGAGACAACCAGUAUCAAUACACCUAUUCCUUCUGUCCUCCAGCUUUCUAGCUCCAGUGGCCAAGACUCAUUCAAUGUCAGACUCCAUUCAGAAACUGGCUCUAUCAUUGAAAAAUGGGGCAUUGCUAUUUCUGACAGUCUGAUGACGUUCCCACCUAAUAUCUUCUCGUCAACAUUAAGGCUUCCAGAUAUCGUUGCUGGUACUUCGUUUCCUGGUAUAACUACUCCCCAGAAGCAGAAACCCAAGGUUUCUCCAAUCAUGGAGUCUUCGUCUGAGUUUGCUCCCACAGUUCCAGAAAGAAGCCCUGAAAGAGGUAUACUCAAUUUUGGUGGUCUUCAAGUGUACUCAGAUGAUGCCACAACUCCAGCAAUUUCCAGACCAACGAGUCCACUACGGUUGCAGUUGAAGGCUUCUUCAGAUGAAUCAACAAAGGUCAGUUCACAGACAGAUAUAACCAAGGAGCUCGUGGACGACCCUGUUGAAACUGCAAUUGAGAAGUUGUCUGGAACAGCCGAUAUCAAGUUAGUCCAGGAAGAAGAUUCAGACGACGAUUCAGAUGAAGAUCUGGACUGUGAGCUUAUUGACCGAGUAAUGAAAUCUCUUUAA
This is a messenger RNA of Candidozyma haemuli, 1836 nucleotides long. It is a transcript of the gene CST5, whose product is annotated as Cst5p. NCBI's taxonomy places the organism in Eukaryota, Fungi, Ascomycota, Pichiomycetes, Serinales, Metschnikowiaceae. The coding region runs from base 1 to 1836 and encodes 611 amino acids. The record is from RefSeq and is a predicted model, not a curated record. The transcript has a single exon.